CGGACAACGACCGACCAGUCACACACUUUGUGACAGCCUUGCCUUGCAGACAGUUCCGUGUCCUCUGUGUCCACGCACGUGUGUUUGUUUAUAUUUAGAAAAACAUAAGAAGAUAAUUGUGAAUGAAGAUAAAAUGAAGCCUCUGUGGAAUCAUUUGCAUCUGGAUCGUCCUCCCACAGCGAUUUGGCGUCCAAAGUCUGGAGAUUUCGAAAUCCUGUCAUUCACGUCAACUAUCAGCAAAAUUUUGCAAGAUAUUUCAUCACAAGGUCAACUUAAUACGGAGGCUGCCAUCCUCAGUCGAUUGAUUUACAGAAUGAAAAGUAAAUUCAGGAGUGACAAGGGACUGAAGAAUAUGGAAAAGCUUAACAGUGCACUUCUUAAUUAUUUGAAACUGUCGAUCGAACGAGAUUAUGAAUAUUUAAAGGCAAACACUGCGUUAAAUGAGAAUAAUGCAACAUUGCCAAGCCGACAAAUGGCUGAAUAUGUUUUGGUAAGAACCCAGGGAUUUGCAAAGCUCAUGUGUCGGAUCGAGAGUGUUGCAAAGACUGCCGCUGAUUUUUUAAAGACGAGAGUCAAUCUUGGACAAGCCUGGACUGUCUCAGCUAUCGCAUAUUCAGUAAUCUCUAGAAUUUGGCUCCUGUCCAGGUAUUUAUUGAAAAAGUCUUGUAACUGGUACAAUGAUUUAUACUCUUUUAUGAAGCAAUUGAGACCUGUAGGAGUUGAUUGGAUGCCACAUGAGCAGACUCUCCCAUCAAAUCUUAGAGCUUGGAUCGCAGUCCCUUGGGUGAACCAACAGAUUCAAUGCCCAACUGAAUCACAAGUGUCUAACUCUAUAUUUAGUUUGAUAACGGCAAGUGAAGAUGGGGAGUUCAGCCGAACACAAGAAAUGGAACAGACCACUGAGAAUGAUAAAAUUCCGACGAUAAUGAAUAGUUCUUGUUCAACACGGUUAAAAGGAAGUAGUAGUCUCGUAGAAGGUGAAACGGCUGAAACGAAAUCUCAAAAUAUUAUUGGCCUGAACGUCAUUCCUGAUCUUGGUGAGAAAGUAGCACGGGAAUCAUUUACACCAGUUGCAUCGAAUGCAGUGAAACUACAAGUGGAUGAUACAAUUUCAGCGAAAUUGGGGAAGAAGAUGAAAAGAACAUCUCAGGACGAAACUCAACUGAAUUCUUCAUUUAAUAAGGAUAGUAAUGCAGGACUGUCACGAGACUCUGCGACAUCCCAACAAAAAUCACCGAAGACAAAAAAAAAGUCAAGUCGCGCACUCAGUAAAAUCGAAACGAAAGAUGAUUUGUGUUAUCUAUUACAGCAGGAAACUUACCCAGGUCUCGAUAAAUUACAAUGGAAUAUACUUAAAAAAAGUAUCGGAAAAACAGUGCGAAAAUUGGAGAAGUGCCCAACCGGUUCAAAAAAAUAUGAAAUACUGCUCCAUCAGACCAUACGGUCAGUACGAAAUUGUGUUAGUUAAUUCAAGUAAAAAAGUGAACGUAAACUUCUACGUUUUAGCUGCAGAGUUAAGUCAUUUGAAUUUAUCUGUUUAAUUUACGACACAAGAUGUAUAAUAUUUUUUGUAGAAUUGACUACAAUAGUCAUUUAUGUCAACAGCUCUCAAUUGAUUUGAGGAGCUGAUAAUACAGGGAUUUUAAUGUGCCCAUCUGUUACAAAAAUAACUAAGGGUUUUGCAUCUCAAUAAAUAACUGUACACUUCAA
Messenger RNA from Diachasmimorpha longicaudata, 1710 nucleotides. RefSeq lists its product as uncharacterized. The record is from RefSeq and is a predicted model, not a curated record. The transcript is spliced from 4 exons. Gene Ontology annotation, cellular component: nucleus. Bases 134 to 1468 code for a protein of 444 amino acids. NCBI's taxonomy places the organism in Eukaryota, Metazoa, Arthropoda, Insecta, Hymenoptera, Braconidae. Gene Ontology annotation, biological process: positive regulation of Notch signaling pathway.